AUGAAUGUGUCAACAGAAACACAGCAGUUAAUACCUCAGGACACCGUCAAAGCCGUGCUGUCCCUGCUGCCCUGCUUGUUCUUUCUCUAUGUGAAUGCCGUCAUGAUGUUCGCCUUGCUGAGGAAGCCUCUCUUACUGGAGUCGUCCCGGUACAUCCUGUUCGGCCACCUGCUCCUGACCGACUCCCUACAGCUGGCGGUGACCAUGACGCUGUACAUCUUCGCUUUGACCAUGGUCAGAAUGAUCAGCUCUGUGUGCAUCGCCGUCUUCCUGAUGGGGACCGUCUUUCUUCAGAUGUCGCCCCUCAUCCUUGCCCUCAUGUCUUUGGAGAGAUACGUCGCCAUUUGUUUUCCGUUGAGGCAUUCCAGCAUCGCCACGCCGCGGGCCACGAGCGUAGCCAUCACGGUGAUGUGGGUGCUGGCCUCCUUGGACUCAGUCACACAGCUUUUCCUGUUCAUUAGUUUGGAGAACUCAGAUUCUGUUUUCUUGACAGUCUGCAGCAAACCCAGUGUUUUCCGUUUACAGAUAUACCUGACUUUAAGCAGGGCUUUCACCAUUCUGUAUUUUGUAUCGGUGAGCGUUAUCAUCAUCUAUACUUAUAUUGCAGUUUUAGUUACGGUGAGGUCGGCCUCCUCCGCUGUCCGUAACACUAAAGCGCACAAGACGGUGCUGCUGCAUCUGUUUCAGCUGUGUCUGUGUCUGACCUCCACCCUGUUCGGCAUGAUCAACUCCGGCAACCGGGCCGACUCCCGCCAGGCUGUGGCCCAUCACGUUCAGUACCUCCUCUUUUUAGGCCUGCUCGUUUUUCCAAAGUUCCUGAGUCCUCUCAUAUACGGGCUCAGAGAUCAGACCUUCAGCCACGUGUUCAAGUACUAUUUCACCUUCGGCAUUAAAACCACCAUCAGACCCUUUUCUAAGCCUGAUGUCUUAAAUACGGUGAUUGUGGAAUAA
This is a messenger RNA of Salarias fasciatus (jewelled blenny), 951 nucleotides long. Its product is annotated as odorant receptor 131-2-like. The transcript has a single exon. Gene Ontology annotation, molecular function: olfactory receptor activity; G protein-coupled receptor activity; odorant binding. The record is from RefSeq and is a predicted model, not a curated record. Gene Ontology annotation, cellular component: membrane. NCBI's taxonomy places the organism in Eukaryota, Metazoa, Chordata, Actinopteri, Blenniiformes, Blenniidae. Gene Ontology annotation, biological process: G protein-coupled receptor signaling pathway; detection of chemical stimulus involved in sensory perception of smell. The coding region runs from base 1 to 951 and encodes 316 amino acids.